This is a messenger RNA of Thelazia callipaeda (thelaziosis nematode), 1985 nucleotides long. Lineage: Eukaryota; Metazoa; Nematoda; Chromadorea; Rhabditida; Thelaziidae. The record is from the annotation of a GenBank genome assembly.
AUGUGGAUGAAAAAGUUGGCGAAAUCAAAAAAAUAUAACUGCUGUAAUGAAGCUAACGAAAUACUUUCGAAUAAAACAAAAAUAUGUUCCACUGAAUCAAUGGAUAAAUCAUUGAGAAAAUUUCAAAUUUUAGCAUUUUUUGCAACAACUUCUACUAUAACUGCAGCAUUAUUAAUACCAUUACUUUACGGUUACGUACUACGUACAUUAUCAUUGAUCGAAUCAGAGAUUGUUUAUUGUGUCAGUCAAACUAAAUUAAUCGCAACUCAGCUCAGUGAGAUUCAUAACCGUAUAAAUAUUGUAAAAAACCGAAAAGGACGACAGGUUGUUUACCGAUAUCGAUCUUCACUUACUUACGAUAAUAAUUUGAAUGAUCCGUAUCAAUGGACUUCUCAUAUUCCUGUAUCAUCAAAUACUUACUAUAAGCAGUCUUUACCAGAAUCUAAAACUUGUAACUGUAAUAUUGGUGGAAUUGGUCCACCGGGAGCUCCAGGAAGUGAUGGAGAACCAGGUGUGCAUGGCUUACCAGGUAAUGAUGGCAUGCCUGGAAAAGAUUAUAAUUUUGGUGAUAACAAUGAAAGCGUUUGUUUGACAUGUUCACCUGGACCUCAGGGUAAACCAGGUGACCCAGGCCCUAAAGGUCUGCCAGGUCGUCCAGGAUCAAAUGGACCACCUGGACAUCCUUCACUUGUGCCAGGUUUACUUGGUUUGCCAGGUCCUGCAGGUCUUCCCGGAGUUCCUGGUGAACAAGGACCACCAGGUCCCCUUGGAAAUCCAGGCAUGACUAUCAGUGCAAAAUUUUAUUUGCUUUCAGGAGAGAGCAGGAAAGUGAUUGUUGGUCCACCAGGAUUACCAGGACCUCCAGGCAUUCCUGGACUUCCUGGAGUACCAGGUCGAACUAUACCUGGCACUAUUGGCCCACCAGGAGAUCGAGGAAAACCAGGUCAACCUGGUCUUCCUGGAUUGCAGGGGUUGCCAGGCUUAACAGGUCCAAGAGGUGCAGCAGACAAUAUGGUUCUAACCACUGAUGAGAAGCUCAAGCUAGAAGAAGUAAUGAUUUUGAAAAAAGCAGCUUUCUUCGGUGUUGCAAUAUCAACAUUAGCUAUACUCACAGCUGUCACUAUUGUUCCAAUGGUUUACAAUUACGCACAGCGCAUUCAGACAAACUUACAGUCUGAAAUUAACUUCUGUAGACGUCGUACAAUUGGUCUUUGGGAGCAAUAUUUUGCUGUGUGCAUUUCAAAUUUGUGCAAAAUAAUUUUCAAUUCAUUUAAGCUAAAUUUAAAACUGCAGUUUUUUUCCACUGAAACUUCUGAUGAAUUUAAUCAGCCUACAGAGUUGAGAAAAGAAAUUAAAAAUGAUGAAGACGUAAAUGAUAACUUUGGUGCUACAAAAUGUUGUAGUUGUAAAAUCGGUGCUGUUGGACCACCUGGACAAAAGGGGAGGCCUGGAAAAAAUGGUAGAGAUGGUAAAGCAGGGUUAAAUGGAACCCCAGGACAUGAUGCUAAAUCGCACCCAGUAUCAAUGGAAAAUCCUUGUUUUCGCUGUUCUCCUGGACCACCAGGAUCUGCUGGACCGCCAGGAGCAAAGGGUAUAGUUGGUCCAAGGGGAGCACCCGGACCUAGUGGAAAAACUGCAAAACCAGGACUCGCAGGACCAUGUGGACCACCUGGACCCACUGGUUUGCCAGGUCUUACUGGUCCAAAAGGUUAUCCAGGUCAGCCUGGAGAUGUAACAGAAGAAGAUGGACCACCCGGACCACAAGGUUCAAGAGGACAACCUGGUCCACCAGGACGACCAGGGCAACGAGGAAUCAGUGGUAAGAAGGGUGCACAGGGUUUAACGGGGCCACCAGGCAAGAGUGGCAAAAAUGGUCGUGCAGGUGCACCUGGAAUACCAGGGAACGAAGGUAGAACAGGACCAAAAGGUUUAAAAGGAAGUUGCGAUUACUGUCCAGCGCCGAGAACUCCUCCUGGAUAUUGAAU